Molecule: messenger RNA, 5168 nt
Organism: Anopheles moucheti
Lineage: Eukaryota; Metazoa; Arthropoda; Insecta; Diptera; Culicidae
Product: extracellular serine/threonine protein CG31145
Exons: 1
Coding region: 659-2293 (544 amino acids)
Biological process (GO): protein phosphorylation
Cellular component (GO): Golgi apparatus
Molecular function (GO): protein serine/threonine kinase activity
Source: RefSeq, a predicted model, not a curated record
UGGUCAACCAGUGUCUUCCGUUUGAUGAUGGUGUCGUUAGCGACAGGGCAGCACAUAUUGAUGGGCACCGAGUCCGUUCACAUCAGCGCGCCGACCAUUAUCGCGAUAAGAAACGAUCAGUUAAGAUCAAGUUUGAGUGCGUUCGGUAGUGCCGAUGAUCUCGUUCAUGACGAUUAGCCGUUGGGCCGUUGUAAGGUGACUCAAUUGGGCAAGUGAUAAGCGAACCCUUUUUUUUGUUUUGUCGUUACACGACGUGCGGUAGAAGGGCACCGUUUGUGAAGGGUGAAACGGCAGGCCUCUGGUGCCUCUGUGAGUCUUUCUUGUUGUUUUUACUUAUUAUUUUGAGUUUGUGCUCCGUGUGCUGUGGACGUGUGUGCAUGUGUACUUCAAGACCAUUCCGGGAAGGUUUCGGGAGAAAGGUGUUUUUGCGGUAUAGGAGGUCACCCCGCAGCAGCGCUGACGGGGGAGGAGGUGUAAGAAGGUGCUAAAAGUAACGUUUGCAACAUUGUGGUCACCGUGAAUGCGGUGUGGCAGCAGCAGCUAGUUAGCAUCCCCCACACAAGCUGCAGUGGCUGCCACUCGGCAAGCAGUAACCGUGGCGAACGGAUCGGCGGCAGCGUCUCAAGCAUUCUGCAAGCGUAGCAUCACCGUGGCCAUCAUGUACUGGAUCCGGUCGAAGAAGCUGCGCGAGCGGCUAGCGCUCGGGUUCGGUGCCCUGCUCGUCCUCUUCACGCUGCUCCUGGUGGUCGAUCUGCAGAUGGAUCUCGGUGUGUCGCGGGGUGAGUUUAUCCCGUCGCACGCACGUAUCCGGUACGCGAACCAGCAGGAUCGGAGCGGCAUCUACAACGAGUUCCACCGGAAGUAUCUCGCCAAAAGCAAUGCGUCCGGUUCGAAGGAGUACCUAACGACGAACGCGCAGGCACAACAGCGCGGCCACACCGACACCUCCGGUCCGGGCUAUCCCGGCAAGUCGGCGUCGACGACCGCUGCGCCACCACCGCACGACCGCUUCAAGGACCUAACCGCGCUGGUGGUGGCACCGCGCGCCAGCAAACACCGGGCGCCGCAACCCUUCGAGCGCAUUAUCGUGCGCGAGGAAUCGUACGCGGACGAACCGUUGGACGAGGAUGAAGCUAAUCCAACGCUGGGCGAACUGUUGGACCUGCGGCCCAACCCGAACGCGUCCAACCUGGAGCGGUUCCAGUUGCGCAUCUCCAAGCGCGAACUGUACAGCCGGGACGAUACGCUCGUGAAUGCGGUCAUCGACGACAUGAUCCGGUUGCCCAUCCAGCACGUGGUACAAAAGGAGGGUGGCACACAGCUGAAGCUGAUCAUCGACUACCCGCACGAUGUGCACGCACUGUUCAAGCCGAUGCGGUUUCCGCGCGAGCAGCAAACCCUGCCGAAUCACUUUUACUUCACCGAUUACGAGCGACACACGGCCGAGAUUGCGGCCUUCCAUCUUGACCGGCUGCUUGGCUUCCGGCGGGCGAUGCCGGUGACCGGGCGCAUCCUGAACAUCACCACCGAAAUCUACCAGGUGGGCGAUGAGGUGCUGCUGAAGACGUUCUUCGUGUCGCCGUCCAGCAAUCUAUGCUUCCACGGCAAGUGUUCGUACUACUGCGAUACGUCGCACGCGAUCUGCGGCAAUCCGGACACGCUCGAGGGUUCGUUUGCCGCGUUCCUGCCAACGCAGGACGACACGCAGCGCAAGGUGUGGCGGCAUCCGUGGCGCCGGUCGUACCACAAGCGCCGGAAGGCACAGUGGGAAACCGACUCCGACUACUGCACGAUGGUGCGCGACAUUCCACCGUACGACGAGGGUCGCCGGUUGCUCGACCUGAUGGACAUGUCCGUGUUCGAUUUUCUCACCGGCAACAUGGACCGGCACCAUUACGAAACGUUCAAAAUCUUCGGCAACGACACGUUCCCGAUCCACCUUGACCAUGGGCGCGGUUUCGGCAAACCGUUCCAGGACGAGCUGUCCAUCCUAGCGCCAGUGCUGCAGUGCUGCUUGAUCCGGGCGUCCACGCUGGAGACGCUGCUGCGCUACCACAACGGUCCGAAAUCCCUGUCGGAGGCGAUGCGCGAAUCGAUGGCCAUCGAUCCGAUCGCACCGGUCCUGUGGGAGCCACACCUGGAGGCGCUAGACCGACGGGUUGCGAUCGUGCUGCAGGCUGUGCGUGACUGCAUCCGGAAGUCGUCGGAAGAGGACGACGGCAUUCCCGACGUUCCCAACAACGCGCUCGGUGAGAAGGAUCCAGUGGCGCGGAAUGGGUUUUAUCGUUCCUAGCGACUGGCGGCGGCAUACCGGCGACGGACUGACCUGCAGGAGCGACAUGCGCGACUCCACGCCGUUAAUCGGUACUCGAUGGCGGCAGAUGGUUCCGCAGAUCAGCUUCAGCAUCACCAUCACCAUCACCACCACCACCACUAUCACCAACAGCAGCAGCAGCACGGUGCUUUGCCACCAGGCUCCUCGACGCGCUUCGAUCGAAGCCGUACUCUGUACAUAGUUUAAUUGAUAGUCAGACCGUGUAGUAGUCGUGUGAUUGAAGACUAACUGGGAGGGAAACACUGUUAGGCGUUAAGCAAUAAGGGGUAGGCAAAUUUGUUUUCUAUACAAGGAUGUGACGCUGUGUGAUGUGUGCGUUCGAAUGUGAGAUGUGAAUGUGCGCGCGUGUAAACAUGAAACAAAACGGGGCUACACUACGAAUAUGCCCAUCGGCCUAGGUUCCUAGCGGUGUGUCAAACGAAAAUAAACGAAGAAUGCAAUCGGUACUGAUAGAAUGGAAAUAGCAAACGGAAGAGGAAGAGUGCUUUUUUUAGACUCAUAAGAACCCCGGGUACGCUUACGAAGCAUAACUCAACUAGCGAAAGUGUACUAAAUUAGUAACAAACACACACACACACACACACCAUCCCUGAAUGGGUCGAUGAGAAUGAGUUACAGCAGUAAAAUUGGUUGUAAAAUAAUAAUUAUUAUAAUAAUAAAACGGACAAAAAUGUGCGUAUCGUGAACAGCGUAAGAAAAGCCUAACCGGCACACGACAAAUAACGAAGAAUUAGUAACGUAUAAUUUCCCAACCACAACUCACAAUAUGACCGUUUAAGCUGCUCACGGUGAGCCAACAUUUGUAGUUAAGUUUUCAACUUCAGCUGUUAAUCCCAGCAGUUCACACUAGCCGCCGGUAAAGCAUCCCGGUCCUGUUAGGAAGUUAGAGCAUACGGAGAUAGUAAACCAUUGUUAGCACAAUAGUUAAAAGUACGUCCUUCACCCCAGACGGUGGAACAUUUCCAGCGCCUUUGGGUGAAGCUUUGAGGCCAAAGUUUUAUAACACUAUAUACACUGUACACACGUGGAUGGCUGGGUGGGAAGUACAGCCAAUGUUUCCAUCGAACGAGCAGACACCUCGUGUGGUAUGAUUGUUUUCGUUCAGUUGUAAUGUUUUGAUUCUAUUCCCGUUGCCUGCGUUACGUUGAAUUGUGUUGUAAAAUACUGUAAUAGACAUGAAUGACAGGAUUUGCCUGCUUAGCAAAGACCCAAACCCGCCCUGCAAGACACUUUACUGUUGUUAAGUUGAUGUUUUUUUUUCCUCGUCGUUUCUCAACGCCAUACGUUUUGAAUUGCGGACAUGUUGCAAUUGCAAAAUUGUUCGCCAGAGGCCAGUAAAUAGAUUUAAAAGAAGGAAAACAACAUACAAGGAUAUUUAUGAAAUGUAGCAAGAGCAAAACAAAACAAAUUUAUGGAGCGCAACACUGGAAGCAACCACCAUAACGACCACUCAGUUUGAGUCAGGAAAUUUAAACAAGAACAGAUAACAGCUACCAAUAUCCAAAUAUAAGAUAAUAGUAACCCAUACACACACACACAUAGAUAGCAGGAAGCACCAUUUCGAUAGACGACUAUAAAAACAGACCCACAAGACACAAGGUUCACAACGCUGGGCGCGCUGUGCCUGAUAGGUAGGUCUGCAACGCGAAUAUAAAAGGAGCAACCAUGAAGCGAUUGUGAUGUAUGUUUCUUGUUCCAUGUGUUACGUUCAAAGAGAUCAGCCCUCACACGUUUUAAGUUGCGUCAAGAGAGAUGUAAAUCCGCGGUGUGUUAGUAUUGCCCGAAACGAACCAUUGCGCGCAUCGAGCAGCUUCAACUGGCAAGUGGAACAGAAGUGAAACGCAUUGAAGUGUAUAAACAAAGUACAUACGCAAAAACAAACAUACGUUAUAAAUACCACAAAAACAACCAACCAUGAUGGUGAGAAUAGCUAUACAGUAUACAUAACGAUUAUGAUAAUGGAAAUAUAAUGCAAAAUAUUACACGAUAAGAGAGAUCAAAUAGGCGAAUAUGUGUGCAAGAUGCAGUCAUUUCGUUCCCUCGAUUGUUUUGUCUUCCAAAAGGAAAACAAUCAAAAAGCAUAGCUUUUCUUUCCCCCUUUUAACAUAUCGCCAAAUUGCGUGGGCAAACUUUAACCCCCAUCCCGGAGUUUGAUGAUGAUUCGUUCGAUCGGUUCGAAAUGAAGCGUAGGAAAUAAAACCAUGCCAAAAACUAAUUAAAAUCUCACCCCUUCGUUGUCAGAAUCGCCACAUUACGGGACCCAGUGCCGGGUGUAUCGCAAAUAUCGUUUGCAAAUAUGAAUGUGUCCGCCGAAGGGAAAAAAAAAGCAGCAACAAGGAAAAAAUAACCCAAAACAAAAACCGCCUAACAGAAUACGGUUAGCUAUCGAAAAAAGGGUAUCGAUAGCUCGACGAUAUGUUUUUCUCACCAUUAUUAAGUUUGAUGUUCUUUACUGUUCUUCCCCUACGUGGCCUCUUCAGCCGACUGCCAAUUUACUCCUCAUCCUCCUACUGCGCGGAUGAAUGGAUGGCUAAGAAAAGGGAAGGGGGAGGGGGAAGUUUCGCCAGAGCCGAUCAGAGCAUAUGAUCGUAGCAACCAAUGCGUUACAGGGACGGAUCGUCUGUUAUGAACGCUCCCGUUAGGGUUGUUGUUCUUGUGCAAAACCAAGCAAAAGUGAUCAUUUAGAUUAGCGAGCAAUCAUUCCUCCCUUUGCGGGAUGCGAUGAAGUGCGUGGAGUAUAAUUGUACAUUUUGUAAAAAGAAAAAAAAACUAAAAAAAAAAACAAAACUCCAAUACAUUCACAAAUCCCUUUUUUUUAUUCGGAUGUAUACUA